AUGGCGUGGGAUCACCUGUCGGUCACCAACUCGCACUUGGUCUACAUCAUUCUAGGGGGCUUUACCUCCCUCUUCAUGCUAUGCUCCACCGUUAUCAAGGAGCGCAUGUAUAUUGGUGAAGCCACGGUGGCGACUCUCUGCGGCCUCAUCUUCGGCCCGCACGCAGCUAAUCUGAUCAAUCCCUUGUCAUGGGGCAGUGUUGACAUUGUCACGAUCGAGUUCUCGCGCAUCGUUCUCGUCGUGCAAUGUUUUGCUGUUGGGGUCGAGCUGCCCAAGUUCUACAUGGAAAAGCACUGGAAGUCUGUCGUAUUCCUGCUUCUCCCCGUCAUGACAUACGGAUGGCUCAUCACCAGCCUGGUCGUCUGGUGGAUGGUUCCGCCGUUGAACUGGUUGGACAGUUUGGUUGUUGCAGCCUGUGUCACUGCCACUGAUCCUGUCCUUGCCUCGUCUGUUGUGGGCAAGGGUAAAUUUGCAAAGCGGGUGCCAAAGCACUUGCGAGAUCUGCUCUCCGCCGAGUCUGGUUGUAACGAUGGUAUGGCGUUCCCAUUUGUAUACCUGUCACUCUACCUGAUCCAAGACCGUUUGAGUGCGAAAGAGGUGACGUACCACUGGAUCGUCUUUACCGUCCUCUACGAGUGCAUUUUCGGCGCAAUCUACGGGUUCAUCCUAGGAUACCUCGCUCGACACGGCAUUAAAUAUGCCGAAAAGCACGACCUGAUCGACAGAGAGAGCUUCCUCGUCUUCUACUUCGUCUUAGCCCUGUUUUGUGCAGGAUCUGGUAGCAUUCUGGGAGUUGAUGAUCUUCUCGUCGGAUUCUCCUGCGGAGUAGGCUUCUCGAACGACGGCUGGUUCACCCAGAAGACCGAGGAGUCCCAUGUCUCCAACGUCAUCGACCUCCUUCUCAACCUCACCUAUUUCGUCUACUUCGGAACCAUCAUCCCUUGGGAGCAGUUUAACAGCCCUGAGCUGGGCUUGCAAGCCUGGAAGCUGGUCAUCAUCGCGAUAUUCGUCAUCUUCUUCCGCCGGAUCCCGAUAAUGAUGGUCCUGAAGCCGUUCAUACCCGAUAUCAAAACUUGGCGCGAGGCCCUCUUCGCCGGCCACUUCGGGCCUAUAGGCGUCGGGGCUAUCUUCGUGGCAAUUCUGGCUCGGGCUGAGCUGGAAUCCGAUCAUCCGGUCCCUCUCUCCGAACUACCGCCUCCCGGUUCCCCGAAUUAUACCCUAAUAGCCCUGGUGUGGCCAAUCGUAACAUUCAUAGUCGUUGCCUCCAUCCUAGUCCAUGGAUCUACGAUCGCCGUGUUUACUCUAGGAAAACACAUCAACACCCUGACCAUCACCAUGUCCUACACGACAGCACCCGAGGAAGGACCGUCGUGGAUGAACCGUCUCCCUCGCAUCUCUUCGCAGUCGAGAUCUCAGGCGAGAACAAUGUCAGAUACUGAGGCUGAUGAGUUGAAACUCCCGGAGUUCCCCCCUGGCACUCUACCACCCGUUGGUAUGCCUGGCAAUUUCUUACGCCGUGUCAAGGAUGAGGAUAAUCCUAGCCGGCAAGGCAGCAGAACCUCGUCUGUGUCGGGACGGCGGAAAAGAAAGAAGUGGGAUGACGGUAUUGGCCCAGGCGGGCCCAUCAGCCAAUCUGCCAUCUUCCCACAGCGCCGCACCCAAAGCGAGCAGGCACUGGCAACGCUUCAUGGCGAGACUUCAAGCCAAUCACAGCAAGAAAGCCAGGCAUCGAACGUCGCCUCUCCUACAGUGUCUUCCAGACGGGGGAGGCCCAAGGAACGUGGUGAACGGGAUCCUGAGAAAGAUGACGAGGAGAUGGAGAUCUCCCCUGCGGAAAGUCCAACUCCCCAUCAGCAGGAUACUAAUCAGGUCGAGGUUUAUGAUGAGGGCGACCAUAUAAUCAUAGAGAACCAGCAAGGCGAUGUCCUAGCCGUGAAGCCCCCCAUCGAGGAUGAAGAAGGAUCUAGCGCACCUAUCACGGCUCUGAAAUCGGAAUUACAAGGACAGCCGGGUCCUUCUGGAUGGACUUACGAGAAUCUAGUCAAGAAAAUCGGCAAUUGGCGCGACGAAGAGAUCCAAAAGCGAAAGGAGAAGCAGACUAAGGCGAGAAAGCACGAACCCGCACGAGCUUACCAAUUCGGCAGCACAAUUAUCGUCGAGGACGAAGAUGGUGAGGUCCUCAAGAAAUACGAACUUCCGUCUCAGAAGCCAGAUAAAGAAGGCGGUGACCUCGUGAGUCAAAGCUUGAAGUACAUGGGUAUGGGCGGCCUGGUUAGAGCAGGCGAAAGGUCACAGCCCACUGCCGGCGCAGCGGGAGAGGACGACUCCGCGGCCGCUUCCAAAGGAGCCGGCAAACCGGGAACGUCUAGCAAGGUCAGCUGGGCCGGAGCAUUCGGCCUAUCAACUGGCGGUGGCGGGGAACCGUCUGCGCAGAGAGCCAGGAAGAAGAGUGUGGCGGAAGAGGCUGAAGAAGAAGACGACCGGCACAUCCGCUUCACCAUUGGAGGAGUGGGCCAGCGGAUGACCAAGGCGGACUUCAUCCGGGAGAUGCAGAAGUUUGAUAAGAGCACGCGUCGCGAAAUCGUGGAGCACUCGGACGCCUCCGGUGUUAUCAAGACUCUAGCAAAUCAGGAUAUCCAGCCAACCGAGUCCUUGGACCAGUCGUCGUCUCGAGGCAAGGCUGUCGCCGGAAGGCCCGCCAAUACCUCAGAACGGACCAAGCCGUCGGAAACCGACUCUUCAAGCAACGAUGAUGAAACCGCUGUGGAACGGAGGCGCCGCCUCGCCGUGUUAAAGAGUGUCGGGGAUGACCAGGAUGAGAUGGCAGAGACACCAGCCGAGAGGCAUUCCGAGAUCUCCACGGACAGCCACUUCGACCCCGGCCAGGAGACGCUCAGCGACCGCCUGUACGCUCUCCGCGACAUGAUCCCCCCGACGACGCGCGGCUGGGUGUGGCACAAGUUCCAGGCGGCCACGCACGUGGUCAAGACGACGCUGGUCUUCUGCGGCCGCGCCGCCUGGACCGUGUCGGUCUCGGCCCUGCUGAUCGGCGUCCCCUUCGCCCUCGCCUACGCCGAGGAGCAGAACAUGAUCGCCAUGGAGCAGGAGCAGCGCAUGCGCGAGAUGGGCGGCGAGCUCCUCACCGCCGGCGCCGACGGCGAGGCGGACGCGAGCACCGCCGAGAGGGUCGGCGCCGCGCUCGGGCGCGAGGCCAAGCCGGCGCUCUGA
This is a messenger RNA of Phialemonium atrogriseum, 3228 nucleotides long. Its product is annotated as alkali metal cation/H+ antiporter Nha1 C terminus-domain-containing protein. Gene Ontology annotation, biological process: sodium ion export across plasma membrane; proton export across plasma membrane; intracellular protein transport. Gene Ontology annotation, molecular function: sodium:proton antiporter activity. Bases 1 to 3228 code for a protein of 1075 amino acids. The transcript has 4 exons. Gene Ontology annotation, cellular component: plasma membrane; mitochondrial outer membrane. The record is from RefSeq and is a predicted model, not a curated record. Lineage: Eukaryota; Fungi; Ascomycota; Sordariomycetes; Cephalothecales; Cephalothecaceae.